AUGGGCUCCCCAGCCCAGUUACCAAGCACAGUUCUCAAGCACGGUUCCCCAGCACGGUUCCCAAGCACAGCUCCCCAGCACAGUUACCAAGCACAGUUCUCAAGCACGGUUCCCCAGCACGGUUCCCCAGCACAGUUCCCCAGCACAGUUCCCCAGCACGGCUACCAAUCACGGUUCCUCAGCACGGUUCCUAAGCACGGAUACCCAGCACAGUUCCCCAGCACGGAUACCCAGCACAGUUCCCCAGCACGGAUACCCAGCGUGGAUACCCAGCCCAGUUCCCCUACACGGUUCCCUAGCACGGUUCCCCAGCAUGGUUCCCCAGCACGGAUACCCAGCACGGUUCCCCAGCACGGUUCUCAGCAGUUCCCUAGCACGGUUCCCCAGCACAGUUCCCCAGCAUGGUUCCCCAGCACGGAUACCCAGCACGGUUCCCCAGCACGGUUCCCCAGCACGGUUCCCCAGCACAGAUCCCCAGCACGGUUCCCCAGCACGGUUCUCAGCAGUUCCCUAGCACGGUUCCCCAGCACAGUUCCCCAGCAUGGUUCCCCAGCACGGAUACCCAGCAUGGUUCCCCAGCACAGAUACCCAGCACGGUUCCCCAGCACAGAUCCCCAGCACGGUUCCCCAGCACGGAUACCCAGCACGGUUCCCCAGCACGGAUACCCAGCACGGUUCCCCAGCACAGAUCCCCAGAACGGUUCCCCAGCACGGUUCCCCAGCACGGAUACCCAGCACGGUUCCCCAGCACGGAUACCCAGCACGGAUAUCCAGCACGGUUCACCAGCACGGUUCCUCAGCACGGUUCCCCAGCACAGAUACCCAGCACAGUUACCCAGCACGGUUCCCCACCACGGAUACCCAGCACGGUUCCCCAGCACAGAUCCCCAGCACGGUUCCCCAGCACGGUUCUCAGCAGUUCCCUAG
Messenger RNA from Haliotis rufescens (red abalone), 927 nucleotides. RefSeq names its product variant surface antigen E-like. Bases 1 to 927 code for a protein of 308 amino acids. The record is from RefSeq and is a predicted model, not a curated record. The transcript is spliced from 2 exons. Lineage: Eukaryota; Metazoa; Mollusca; Gastropoda; Lepetellida; Haliotidae.